AUGGCAUUAGUUGAUGCCAAUUACAAAUUUAUUUACACAGACAUAGGAUGCAAUGGGAGAAUCUCCGAUGGAGGCGUGUUUGCAAAUUGUUCACUUUCAAAUGCACUAAGCGACGGCAGACUUAAUAUACCACCACCAAGGCCACUUCCCGGUAGGACCAAAUAUGUACCCUAUGUCAUUAUAGCUGAUGAUGCUUUUUCAUUGAAGCCUUAUCUUAUGAAACCUUUUCCUUUUCGUAAUCAACCUGGUCCUAAUCGUGUUUAUAACUACAGACUGUCGAGAGCUCGGCGAGUGGUAGAAAAUGCGUUUGGUUUACUUGCAAACAGAUUUAGAAUAUUAAGGAAACCUAUAGGAUUAUGUUCUGAAAAAGUUAUAAAACUUUUAUCUGCAAUCUGCGUGUUGCAUAACUUUCUCUUGGAACGGAAUUCAAGGCAUGUGUAUGCACCACAAGGCACCUUCGACGAGGAAAUUGAUGGUGUAGUAACUCCUGGCAGUUCGAGACAAGAUCCCCCUCCUGAUAAUGUAUUGUUUUCAAAUAGACCAGUGGGAUCCAACAUGUCUAAUGAAAGUAAAGAAAUCCGUGAAGAAUAUACAGAAUAUUUUGUAUCUCCUGAAGGCGAAGUUAGCUGGCAGUACAGAUACAUAAGUGGAAAUUAA
This is a messenger RNA of Acanthoscelides obtectus, 657 nucleotides long. The record is from the annotation of a GenBank genome assembly. Lineage: Eukaryota; Metazoa; Arthropoda; Insecta; Coleoptera; Chrysomelidae.